This is a messenger RNA of Phytophthora infestans T30-4, 7980 nucleotides long. RefSeq names its product Phosphatidylinositol kinase (PIK-L2). Gene Ontology annotation, cellular component: TORC2 complex; TORC1 complex; nucleus. NCBI's taxonomy places the organism in Eukaryota, Oomycota, Peronosporomycetes, Peronosporales, Peronosporaceae. Gene Ontology annotation, molecular function: protein-containing complex binding; protein binding; protein serine/threonine kinase activity. The record is from RefSeq and is a predicted model, not a curated record. Gene Ontology annotation, biological process: negative regulation of macroautophagy; TOR signaling. Bases 1 to 7980 code for a protein of 2659 amino acids. The transcript has a single exon.
AUGGCUGAAAGCUUCACGCGGUUCCUGCCGGGGCUGCGCAGCAGCAAUAGCAGCGUGCGGCACCGUGCGGCGCAGAGCUUGCGGCUGUACAUCGAGUCCGAGUCGCGCGAUCUGUCCCAUGGACUUUAUAUGAAAUGGGUUACCGACAUCAGCGCACGCCUCAUGCUGCUGUGCAACUCGAACGAGAACGCAGAUCGUAUGGGCGGUAUUGCAGCCAUGGACGAGCUUGUAGAGCUCUUUAUCGCUGAGCGCAACGACCAGACUAUCAUCGAGUUCGCCCAUUCGCUUACUAAAGUCUUUGAGAAGAUCCCAAGCGCAGACCCGCCCAUGCUACGUGUAGCUGCCAAGGCGCUUGGUCACAUUGUGUCUACUGGCGGUACCAGUCUCAUUGAAUUUGUGGAGGACUAUCACGUUAAGCCCGCGCUCGAGUGGCUGAAGAACGAGACAUUUCAUGUACGUCGCCACGCCGCCGUCAUGAUCCUCAAGGAACUAUCUAUCAACGCGCCGUCCACGUCCUUCAGAUACAUGGACAAGUACUUUGACUUCAUCUGGAGUGCGUUCUGGGACUCGAAACUCGUAGUAAGAGUGAGUGCCAGUGAGUCGCUCCAGUCCUGUUUUAUGCUGAUCCAACAGCGCGAAUCCAAUCGUAAAACGUCGUGGUAUAACCGCGCACUGGACGAAGCCGAGGGUGCCUUUAAGCGUAACAGCUCAGACGCUACACACGGAGCGCUGUUGAUUCUGAAUGAGCUACUGCGCAAUACAGGAGACUUUAUGCACUCACACUACGGCCGUGCUUGUCGUCUGGUCUUCAGCCACCAGGAUCACAAAAGCGCUACUGUUCGCUCUGCUGUAAUCAGUCUGUUCCCUCGUUUGGCCAAGUUUAACACGUCAGUGUUCGUGGAGAAAUGCUAUCGUCCCUGUAUGAAUCAUUUGCUCGAGGUUCUCUUCUCAGCUACGACGACAACACGUCCGGACGCGCUGCUUUCUAUUGGAAAACUCUCGUUGGCUAUUGGACCGCUACUAGCGAGGGAUGAACAGGCUUUGAUGGCGAUUAUGAAUGGAAUUAAGGGCGGAUUACAGGUGCGUAAGAAGGACUUCGAUACACAUCGAGAGGCACUCGCGUGUCUACGGAUGCUGGCGGACACGGUGGGUCCUGCACUCAUCAGAGUCGACUUGGAGUCUAUGGUGGGGCCGCUGUUCCAGAACGACUUGGACUCGCCACUCGUGGAGACUCUGACGACUAUCGUCAAGAAGAUCCCACCGAUGAAGCCUAUUAUCCAACAGAAAUUGUUCGAACGACUAAGUUCGAUCUUGCGCUCCAGUCACAACAAUGCUACGGGAUCGGCGUCGACUCCUACCAGUAGGAGACUUAAAACAACGUCCAUUUCAGUGACGGGAGGCAUGCUAUCGAAUCUGUUUCUGUCCGCUACGGGGGCAAAGACUAAUGGAACGUCCGAGAAUGGUGCUCCGUCAGCUGAGGUGUCGUCGGCUAUUGCGAUGCAGGCGCUGGCAUUGGAGACGCUGGCGAACUUCGACUUCCAGGGCAACCGACUCAUCCCAAUCAUGUCUUUUGUUCACGAAACGGUGGUGAAAUUUCUUGAUCAUGAGGUUGCGACUAUCCGCAAGAGUGCUGCCCUCACGUGCUGUAAGCUGCUACUGCCGCAAGGUGAAGAUCGUGGUGGCAACACGGCGAUGACUUCGGAAGACUUUGCGCGUCCUGUCACGUCGGUUCUGGAACGUUUGUUAACUGUGGGUAUCGCCGAUAAUGAAGCGAGUAUUCGACUGCGUGUUCUCGCGUCGCUGGACUCCCGAUUCGACCCGCUGCUAGCACUGAACGAUAACUUGCGGUGCCUAUUUAUUGCGUUGAACGAUGAGGUUUUCAGUAUUCGGCAGACGGCCAUGAGCACGCUAGGACGACUUACACACCACAAUCCUUCUACAGUGCUGCCGUCGCUUCGACAAACAUUGGUGCAGCUGUUAGCGGAGUUGGAGUUUAGUGGAGACUCACGUGGCAAGGAGGAAGGCGCGCUUUUGGUUGGUUGUUUGCUGCGUUCUGCUUCACAACUGGCCCAGCCGUACGUUCUCCCUAUUCUUCGCGUGCUAAUGAAGAAUCUGCGUGAAGACUCAGAGCGUCGUAGUCAUAGUCGAAGCACUGUCAGCGUGAGCAAAGCCAUCUUGGCAACAUUGGGUGACUUGGCGGAAGUUGGAGCUCAAGAGCUGACGCCGUAUCUCGGUCAGCUGCUGCCGGAUGUAAUCGACGAGAUGCGAGACUCUAGCAACCCGCAGAUUCUACAAGUUGCUAUCAAAACGCUGGGUCAGCUCGUGUCGUCAACUGGUUAUGUGGUUCUGCCAUAUCACGAGUAUCCAGAGCUAUUGGACCUGCUGUGUCAAGCCCUACAGAAGUCUGGUGACGCAUUCGAGUCUUUACGUAUUGAAGCAGGACGUACGCUUGGUGUCUUGGGUGCGUUGGAUCCGUACAAUCUCCGCCUGUUCCAUUUGCAAAAGCAAGGCAAACUCACUGAUGCUAAGAAGAAGGAGUUCCGUUCCACUGCGUUUGCAGUUGAUGCUGGCGGCGUGUUUAGUCUAAUGGCCAUUGCAGCGAACCCUUCGCAAACGUUUUCGACUAAUGGAUUUGGCUCUGGUCCAAACGCGACAAAUGGAGCUCUUAUUGGUAUUCGAAUUGGCAAUGGAAUUGGCGGACCUGGAGUGCUUGAUGGCAGCAGUGAGGAAGACGCUCAGCAACUUGGAGAAUCGCUGUUGCUCACACCGGCGCGGAAGGUGGAAAAAAGUGACAAGAAGACUAGUGGAAAGCUGACUAAUAUCAUCCUGGAGGUCCCGCCUGACGACUUGCUGCCGUCAAUGAUCCCUGACUCCUCCCAGUAUUUUCCUACAGUCGCGACUAAUGCGUUGAUCAGAAUAUUGCUGGAGCCGCGUAACUCAGUACACUACCAGGGUACGUUCAUGGCCAUCAUGUACAUCUGCAAGAGCCAGCGGAAACGUAUGGGGCAGCAUUUGGACAAGAUCAUCCCAGCGUUUCUAUACGCACUGGAGAAGGUGAACCGCUCUCUACGCAAGUUCUUGUUCGAGCAGCUUUGCGACCUGGUGCAGAUUGUCGAGGAGCAGAUUCAGCCACACUUAGACCACGUGGCGUUGCUUUCUAUCGUGAACAGUUAUUGGGACGAACAUUUGGAAGAAGUUCUCAACUUGGUCAAGAAACUAGCGAAUUCGCUUGGUGAGAAGUUCCGUGUCUACUUACCGGAUCUGAUUCCUCAGAUGCUGCGUGUGAUUCGUACAGAACGUGACAAUCCAGCUCGACCUCGGACGCUUUUGGUGCUAAAAACUUCAGUAUCGCUCGGACGUUUGUUGGAUGGCUAUCUUCACUUGAUUAUCCCAGCUCUCGUGGCACUGAUCCAGAGUGAUGCAGAUAUAAAUGCAAGGAAACAGGGACUGGGCUCACUGGGUUCGCUGGUCAAGAAGCUUAACGUGAGUGUGUAUGCUUCGAAGAUCAUCCACAUGUUGGCACGUGUGAUCUCGUCGCAACCGGAGAUGGUGUAUCUGGCAAUGGAUUGCUUGUGCUGCAUGGUGUACACCAUGGGUGACGACUACGCGAUCUUCGUACCAGUUAUCAGUCAGGUUCUGGGCCGUCACACGUCACGUUCCAACGAUAUUUUCGAUCGCUAUGACCUUCUAGUGUCGAAAAUUCUGAAGUACCAACCGCUUCCUGUAGCUUCGUGGGCAACUGAUCCACUCAAAGCGCGCGUGGACACCUCAAAUGACCACAAGGACUCAAGCUUAGCUGGGCAAGAUGAAACGAAGAGUCUACCGUGCGAUCAAAAGAACUUGGUGAAGGCGUGGGAAGCAUCUCAGCGAUCGACAAAAGAGGAUUGGAACGAGUGGAUUCUCGCCUUCUCGGUUGAAUUACUGCGAGAAUCUCCGUCCCCUGUUCUCCGUGCUUGCAAGGAGCUGGCUUCGGUGUAUCAGCCUCUGGCUCGAGAGCUAUUUAACGCUUCAUUCGUCAGCGUGUGGCCUCAUCUUUCGUCUGCGACGCAAGAUAACUUGAUCAGGUCUUUGGAGUCCGCCUUCCAGUCGCCACAUUUGCCAUCGGAGAUUCUUCAGACGCUACUCAACCUUGCAGAGUUCAUGGAGCACGACGAUCAACCCCUACCGAUUGAUAUUCGAUUGCUCGGAUCUUUAGCGGACAAGUGCCAUUCGUUCGCGAAGGCUCUUCACUACAAAGAGCUCGAGUUCAACACGAACCCAAGCACUGAUGGGAUCCAAGCGCUUAUCAGCAUUAACUCGAAGCUGAAUCAGCCUGAGGCUGCACGUGGUAUCCUGAAAUACGCUUUGGAAAAGCUGCCAGGCAUUGAAGUGAAGGCUUCGUGGCACGAAAAGCUCCUGAGAUGGGAUGACGCGUUAGUGACACACGAUCGUGUCUUACUAGACAACCCGAACAAUGUUGAAGCCAUCUUCGGCAAGAUGCGUUGUCUGUGGGCCAUUGGCGAGUGGCGCAAAUUGAACGAUCACGUGCAGGAGACUUGGUCUAAGAUCUAUGGAGAAGGACAGGACCUGAACGGUGAACAGGAAGAUGGUGAGAAGCUGCUAGAUGUCCCUCCUGCUUUGAAGAGAGAGCUGUGCAGUAGUGGCGCACGAGUAGCUUUCUCGCUGCAGAAUUGGGACUCUAUUCCGAAGUACAUCAACUCAGAUAUGGACGCUACGGAGUCGCAUUUGUUCAAGGCGGUUGUGUCGAUCCGACGAAUGGAACUGGACGAGGCUAUGAACUCCAUCGGCGACUGUCGAAAGGAGAUGGACCCAACUCUACGUUCCCUUGUGAGUGAGAGUUAUGCUCGGGCAUAUCUUCCGGCGGUUGUAAACCUGCAGAUGCUGACGGAACUGGAGGAGAUCGUCUCGUAUCUGAAGACUUUUGCGUACAAGAACAACGGGGAGCUGACGCUUCUGUCAACUCCAGCUUCGUCCACUUCGAUGUCUACAACUGCGUCACGUCGCAAGCAGAGUAUCAGCAGUCUCAACUUUGUGUCGUCUUCGUCGUCCACUUCGUAUGGACACGAGAAGCAAGUAGCGCUGAAGAAAUUGCAGACGAUCUGGACGAGACGUAUGCUCGGAGUGGAGCGCAACAUCCAAGUGUGGCAGAGUCUCAUGUUGGUGCGGUCACUUGUGUUUGAUCCCAGAGAAGACGUCGAUAUCUGGCUCAAGUACGCGCGCUUGUGUCUGAAAUCGGGACAUAUUAACCUUGCAGCCAGCGCACUCUGGCGUGUCGGAGCACAGCCGUUCAUCCGCAGUGUUGAACGAGACCCGUAUGCGCCGAUUCCGAUCAAUCUCGGUGGUAACGCUGGAGCUAGUCAAGGUUUCGCAAAUGGCUUGUUGAGUCUAGCGGACAGUGCAGCGCAAGACCCGCGGGUGGCCUUCAGCUACCUGCGGCACUUGUGGGCAGAGAACCGCGAAGAUGUGGCUUUGAAGCAAAUGGAUUACUUCAUCGAAGCCUUGGAACAACAUGGGGAUCCAACGAACGAGGAUUUACGGAAGCUGCGAGUACAAGUGUAUAUUCAACUGGGUGAGUGGCAAAUGUCCCUUACUGAACCACACAAGCAAUCGUACGACCAUGUCCUCGAGUGUCUUGAGACAGCAACAAAGCUGGAUCCAACGAACGAUCGCGCGUGGCAUGAGUGGGCGCUUAUGAACUUUCGAGCGCUUGAGGCCACUGUGAAGGAAUCUGGCCAAGGAGAUCCGAAACGUUAUGCUGUUCGCGCCAUCCAGGGUUUCUUCCGAUCGAUCUCAUUCGGCCAUACAAGCUACGAUGUGACCAAGGAUGUUCUGCGGCUGUUGACGCUUUGGUUCACGCAAGGAAAUCGUAGCGAUGUGCACAUGGCUAUGGUCGAGGGUUUCCAGGAGGCGUCAGUUGACACGUGGCUGGAUGUGAUCCCGCAGCUUAUUGCGCGUAUCGAUACGCCGAACCCGAAGACCAGCGAACUGCUGCAUGACCUACUCUCUCGAAUUGGACAAGCCCAUCCUCAGGCUUUGAUUUAUCCCAUUACGGUGGCGUCCAAGGCGCUGAACCCGACGCGGAAGCACGCGGCAGAAGGAAUCCUUGCUGCUGUACGUCGACAUAGCUCCCAGCUCGUGUACGAAGCUGACAUGGUGUCGCGUGAGCUCAUUCGCGUGGCUAUUCUGUGGAACGAACUGUGGCAUGGCGCUCUCGAGGAAGCGUCGAAGCAUUUCUUCAACAAUCGUGAUGUGACUGCUAUGAUUGCUGAGCUGGCUCCGCUUCACGAGCAGAUGGAUAAGAUCGGCACAGAGGAGUCGCCUACGCUUCGUGAGGUGGCAUUCUAUCAAGCAUUCGCUCGGGAUCUGGCGUACGCGAAGGAAUGGACGAAUGUAUACGAACGCACGAAGAGUCUGGACGAUCUGAACCAAGCAUGGGACAUCUAUUACAGUGUGUUCUCGAAGAUCCGUAAGCAAUUGGCAAACCUGUCAACGCUGGAGCUUGGAAACGUCGGUCCGAAGUUACUAUCCGUGUACAACUUGACCCUUGCGGUGCCAGGAACAUACAAGGCUGGCGCUCCUAUUGUCCGUAUCCAUUCUUUCGACACGAAGGUGACUGUGUUGACAUCGAAGCAGCGACCCAGGAAGGUGACGAUCAAUGGAAGUGACGGUAAGGCCUACCCGUUUCUACUCAAGGGCCAUGAAGAUUUGCGUCAGGACGAGCGUGUGAUGCAGCUUUUUGGUGUGAUCAACACGCUGCUGGCCAACGACAGUGACACCAGCAAGCGUAACUUGGCUAUCCAGCGUUAUUCGGUGCUGCCGCUGUCGCACACGAGUGGUCUUAUCGGCUGGGUGCCCAACUGUGACACCUUACAUCAGCUUAUCCGUGAUUACCGUGAGGCGCGUAAGAUCCAGCUGAACGUGGAACACCGCCUGAUGGUGCAGAUGGCUCCAGACUACGACAAGUUACCGCUCAUGCAAAAGGUUGAAGCUUUCAAAUAUGCACUGGGCGAGACGACAGGCCAGGAUCUGUACCGAGUCUUGUGGCUGAAGAGUCAAGACUCGGAGGUUUGGCUCGACCGUCGACGGAACUUCACGCGGUCGCUCGCCGUCAUGUCAAUGGCUGGAUACAUUCUCGGUCUUGGUGAUCGUCACCCGAGUAACCUCAUGCUGGACCGUGUGUCUGGUAAACUCGUGCACAUUGACUUUGGCGACUGCUUUGAAGUAGCAAUGGAGCGCGACAAGUACCCGGAGAAGAUCCCGUUCCGACUCACACGUAUGCUUACACAGGCAAUGGAGGUCAGUGGUAUUGAAGGCAACUUUCGCUACACCUGUGAAGCUUCGAUGCGUGUGCUUCGUGAUAACCGCGACUCGCUGAUGGCGGUGCUUGAGGCGUUCGUGUACGAUCCGCUCAUUAACUGGCGUCUACUUAAGAAGGAUGCGGUGCCGUCUCAUGCUCAACCUGAGGAAGACGACGGCGCUGGUGCGGGACGUGGCGAUGUCACAGAUGCCAGCGUUGACAGGAGUUCUGAGCGUGUUGGCAACGAAGACGAGGCCGAUGCAGACGGCGAAGGUGACGUCGCGAAUGGAGGUCACGUCGAUGAAGACAAGCUGGCGGAAGGUAGCAUGAAGAGCUCGACGUCGUCGGCUCCCGUGACGCCUCGAAGGCGACGACACUCUUCGUCUGAAGCAGCGAUGCUGGGCUACAACAUGGACCUGUUGGACCCAGCGAUUGCACGCAACUCCAUGUCGGAGACACAGCGCGACAACUUCGGCACUUCGCUCGUCGCUGCAGAACACCCUCAGCUUAACGAGAAGGCGUUAAGUGUCAUUGAUCGUGUUAAGAAGAAACUGGCCGGUCGAGACUUUGAUGACGGUAGCAGAGUGCUUACUGUGGACGCUCAAGUGGAUCGACUGAUCCAUCAAGCCACGUCGCACGAGAAUCUGUGUCAGCUCUACUACGGUUGGUGUCCAUUCUGGUAG